Messenger RNA from Elaeis guineensis (African oil palm), 1949 nucleotides. Its product is annotated as guanosine nucleotide diphosphate dissociation inhibitor At5g09550. Gene Ontology annotation, molecular function: Rab GDP-dissociation inhibitor activity. The record is from RefSeq and is a predicted model, not a curated record. Gene Ontology annotation, cellular component: cytoplasm. Gene Ontology annotation, biological process: protein transport; vesicle-mediated transport; small GTPase-mediated signal transduction. Lineage: Eukaryota; Viridiplantae; Streptophyta; Magnoliopsida; Arecales; Arecaceae.
UGUUUCUUGGUUAGUACGGGUUUUGCACUCCUGACCACCUGCCCGUUAUUUCUUCUUUCCUCCUCCUCGGAGGCGACGGCGUCGCCGUCGGUGGUGUCGACGGCGGCGACCACCGACGGCGACGGCGAUGGGAGAUCGCGGGGCGCAAGGGUCAAGAGCAGGGCAAUUGGGAUGAUUCGACGCUUCUUGAUGCGGAGAGAAUGGUGGGGGACACGGUGAGAUCGUAGGAUGACGUCCUGUUGGUUAUCGAACAAGUCCACCGGUGGGGGAUGGGCAAAAGGAUAGUUGGGGCUACCUACCAUGGAGGACGUGUCGUUUGGCUGGUCGUAACGAAUGGAUGAGGAGUACGAUGUAAUUGUUCUUGGGACGGGCCUCAAAGAAUGCAUCCUCAGCGGUCUUCUAUCCGUCGACGGACUCAAGGUCCUUCAUAUGGACAGGAAUGACUAUUAUGGCGGGGAGUCAACUUCCCUAAACCUUGUUCAGCUGUGGAAGCGACUGAAGGGCAAUGAUAACCAUCCAGAACAACUGGGUUCAAGCAAGGAGUACAACGUUGACAUGAUCCCCAAGUUCAUGAUGGCCAAUGGUGCUCUGGUCCGUGUUCUUAUUCACACUGGCGUCACAAAAUAUUUAAACUUCAAGGCUGUUGAUGGUAGCUUUGUAUACAACAAAGGGAAGAUCUACAAAGUGCCAGCUACUGAUGUCGAAGCAUUGAAAUCCACAUUGAUGGGUCUUUUUGAAAAACGUCGUGCCCGAAAGCUUUUCAUUUAUGUACAAGAUUAUGAGGAUAAUGAUCCAAAAUCUCAUGAAGGCCUGGAUCUCAACAAAGUUAAAACCAAAGAGCUUAUGGCCAAAUAUGGGUUAGAGGACAACACAGUUGAUUUUAUUGGGCAUGCAUUGGCACUUCAUAGAGAUGAUAGCUACCUUGAUGAGCCUGCAAUUGAUACUGUGAAGAGAAUGAAGCUUUAUGCAGAAUCUUUGGCACGCUUUCAAGGAGGAUCUCCUUAUAUCUAUCCACUAUAUGGGUUGGGAGAGCUUCCCCAGGGUUUUGCUCGUCUUAGUGCAGUUUAUGGUGGAACCUACAUGCUCAACAAGCCAGAAUGCAAGGUAGAGUUUGAUGCAAACGGAAAAGCUCAUGGUGUGACGUCUGAGGGGGAAACAGCUAGAUGCAAGAAAGUAGUUUGUGACCCUUCAUACUUGCCUGAUAAGGUUAAAAAGGUUGGAAGAGUAGCACGCGCUAUAUGCAUAAUGAGUCAUCCCAUUCCAAAUACCAAUGAUUCACACUCAGUGCAGAUCAUCCUGCCACAGAAACAAAUAGAGCGUAAAUCAGACAUGUACGUGUUUUGUUGCUCUUACACUCACAAUGUAGCCCCCAAAGGGAAAUAUAUUGCUUUUGUCUCAACUGAAGCUGAAACUGACCAACCUGAGGUAGAACUGAAGCCUGGGAUUGAUUUACUUGGAUCUGUGGACGAGAUCUUUUUUGAUAUUUAUGACAGAUAUGAACCUAUCAACAAGCAUGAUGAGGACAAUUGCUUCAUAUCUACAAGUUAUGAUGCAACGACGCACUUUGAGUCAACAGUACAGGAUGUGAUCUCCAUGUACAGUAGGAUAACUGGGAAGGAGCUUGAUUUGACCGUGGAUCUGAGUGCUGCCAGUGCUGCUCCUGAAGAUGCUUAGAUUUUCUUCUCAACCUAGAUCGAGUAAAAGGAUGACUAUAGAACGAUCAAACAUUUGUUUGUUUUUAUUUUCCAUUCACAUCCUGUGGGAGAUUCCAUUGUCCUUGUAGGUGCACAUUGGAAGCUCAUUUUUUAUUUUCAUGAGUACCAUGAGUCAAUGCGAGUAGUGAAAUUAACACAUUUGAGAUGGUGGUUCUUGCCUUAAUUUGUGGGGAUCAUACAGGCUGUUGUUGUCUGACCAUGUGGUGGGCGAUUUCUAUGCUGUUUGCCAGAGAA